This is a messenger RNA of Parnassius apollo (apollo), 378 nucleotides long. The record is from the annotation of a GenBank genome assembly. Lineage: Eukaryota; Metazoa; Arthropoda; Insecta; Lepidoptera; Papilionidae.
AUGCUGGUGACAUAUUUGGAAGCCAGCCGGGACCUUUGCGAGACGGACUCAAUUCUUUUUGGCGCCGCACUGGCAGUAUGCCGUAUUAUUGGCGCCAAACUUCCCAUGGCUGGACGUGCUACUCAACAAGGUAGUGCCAUCCCAGCCUGGAGAAAAAGAAUCGAGGACCGUAUCGCAAAGGCAAGGGCCCUUAUCGGCAGACUGAUAAGCUUCAGGUCGGGUAAUAUUAGACCGAGAGUUGUGCGCACCGUUAGAAUGGCGUUUGCUGGGACAAAUAUUAGUUUGUCCCAGCCGGAUAUCACGCAGAAACUAACGGAGCGCAUAGAUGACCUGAAGCAAAAAAUCGCUGCUUGGGGGGAAGCGGAUUCGACGAUUUAG